Messenger RNA from Stylophora pistillata, 3048 nucleotides. RefSeq lists its product as uncharacterized. The record is from RefSeq and is a predicted model, not a curated record. Lineage: Eukaryota; Metazoa; Cnidaria; Anthozoa; Scleractinia; Pocilloporidae.
AUGGCUAAGUUUUUAAGAAAUGGAAGUCAGUGGGCUUUUAAUCGUGUUGAGAGGUUAGAUUUGCGUAUUGUUAAUAAGUACACUCCUGUGAAAGGCUCUUCUUAUAUCAAGCUACCAAAACAUCUUGCGAAAAAGAUGGCUAUCAUAAACAUGCAGAACGAGGAUGAGGAGUGCUUCAAAUGGUGUGUCACGAGAGCUUUGUAUCCUGUUCGAAGUCAUCCUGAGCGUAUCACAAAGAUUUUGAGAAACCAGACAUCCCAUCUCGUGUGGGAUGACAUUAAGUUUCCAAUGGAGGUGAAGAGCAUUCACCGCUUUGAAAAGUUGAAUCCAGGGAUCACUGUCAACGUUUAUAUGUAUGAUGGUGGGCUCAGCCCCUUGAGAGUGAGCAACGAAGGUCAAGAUCCUAGCAAGACUCAUAUUGAUCUCCUUCUCAUUACUGAAGGUGACAAGAAGCAUUAUUGUCUCAUCAAAAAUUUGAGUCGGCUCGUUUCGAGUAGUCUGUCGAAAGAUGGACAUAAGAAGUUUUUCUGUAGGAGGUGUCUUAAUUAUUUAGGUUCUCAGCGAGUUCUUGAUACGCACAGUGAGUUGUGUCAAAAUCAUGAGGCUGUGAGAGAUAAGAUGCCGAAAGAGGGUCCUUGUCUCUCUUUUAAGAAUUUUCAGAAGCAGAUGAACAUGCCGUUCGUCAUCUAUGCAGACUUUGAGUCGUUAAUCAAACCUUUAGACACCGUUCAAGCAAAUCCAGCAGGGUGUUACACUGAGAAAAAACAACAACACAAACCAAUAAGUUUCUGUUACUACAUCAAAUGCUCAUUUGACGAUAGAUAUUCAAAACGGGUUGAAUACACAGCCAAGUUUGAGGAUGAAGAUGUGGCUCAAACAUUCGUUGAAGCGCUUGAAGCAGAGGUUAAGAGCAUAUACAAAAACCAUCCCAAAAAGGAGAUGAUCUUAACAGACAGUGAUGUUGUUGCAUUUAAAAACGCAACAUGUUGUUGGUUGUGUGGAGAAGAUUUCAAAGAGGGGGAGGACAAAGUGCGCGAUCACUGCCAUUACACCGGUAAAUUUCGAGGGGCUGCACAUAACGGUUGUAAUCUCAAAUACCGACGACCAAAAUUCAUACCCGUCGUCUUUCAUAACUUAGCAAACUAUGACGCUCAUCUAUUCGUUAGAAAUCUUGGUGUUUCAGAAGGAGACAUUGAUUGCAUACCAAACAACGAAGAGAAAUACAUUAGCUUUACAAAACACGUUGUGGUUGAUAAGUUUUUUAACAAAGAGGAAGAAAAAGACGUUGUUGUCAAGAGAGAGUUGAGGUUCAUUGACAGUUUCAAAUUCAUGGCUUCCAGUCUUGACAAGCUUGUCAAUAACCUUGUCAAAAAGGGUGAGUCUUUCUUCGAAAAUACAGGAAAAUAUUAUUCUGGAGAGAAGCUUAAACUGUUGAUGCGAAAGGGUGUUUAUCCUUAUGAAUGGGUGGAUUCGAUACACAAGCUUGAUGAACCACAACUUCCACCGAAAGAAUCUUUCUUCUCCGUGUUAAGUGGUAAAGCGAUCUCGGAUGAAGACUAUACCCAUGCGCAAAUGGUGUGGAAAGCCUUUGGAUGUAAGACAUUCCGAGAUUAUCACAAUCUCUACAAUCGAAGUGAUGUUCUUUUACUAGCUGAUGUGUUUGAAAACUUUCGAAAACUUUGUAAAAAUAUCUACAAACUUGAUCCUUGUUGGUACUACACCGCACCGGGUUUGGCUUGGGAUGCUUGUCUCAAGUUGACUAAAAUACAACUUGAGUUGUUGAGUGAUAUAAAUAUGUUGCACAUGUUUGAGGCCGGUAUUCGCGGUGGUGUUAGUAUGAUUCCAACAAGACAUUCAAAAGCCAACAACAAAUAUAUGGGUGAAAAGUUUGAUCGUAAGCAACCUUCAAAGUUCAUCACAUAUCUCGAUGCGAAUAAUUUAUAUGGUUGGGCAAUGAGUAAAAAUCUACCAACAGGAGGUUUUGAAUGGGUCUAUGAUAUAUUCAAUGACUAUCCACCCGCUCCUGAGAAUCUGUUGAUUGGUAAAGUAGAAAACGUGGUCUGCACGUUAAACGAAAAGAAGAAGUACAUCGUUCAUCAUGAGACACUAAAAAUGUAUAACUCACUGGGAAUUGAAAUCGGAAAGAUCCACCGCGUCAUCAGGUUCAAAGAAAAACCUUGGAUGAACGAGUAUAUUGAUCUCAACACAUCUUUGAGAUCAAAGGCUGACAACGACUUUGAGAAAGACUUCUACAAACCGAUGAACAACGCUGUUUUUGGUAAAACCAUGGAGAACAUUCGAAAACGCGUUGAUGUGAAACUUGUCAACUCAGAGGAAAAGGCAAAGAAGUUGACAAACAAGGUCAACUUCAAAUAUUUCACCAUCUUCUCAGAAGAUCUCAGCGCAAUACAUAUGGGGAAGACGCAGAUUUACUUCAAUAAACCUCUCUAUCUGGGGAUGAGCAUCCUCGAUAUCAGUAAGACAUUGAUGUACGACUUCCACUACAACUACAUCAAACCUAAGUACCCAAAUGACAAAUCAAAGCUUCUUUUCACAGACACUGACAGUCUUUGUUAUGAGAUUCACACAUCAGAUUUUUACAAAGAUAUAACUGGUGAUGUAGACCGUUGGUUUGACACGAGCAACAUUUCGAAAGAACAUCCUUCUGGGGUAUCAACCGAUGUGAACAAGAAAGUUAUUGGAAUGUUUAAAGAUGAGGCAGGUGGAAAGAUCAUUGAAGAGUUUGUCGGCUUGAGAGCAAAGCUUUACAGCUACAAAAUGUUUGAUGAAGAAAAAGAAGUGAAAAAGUGUAAGGGGGUGAAACAAGGAGUGGUAGACCGUACCAUUAGCUUUGAUGACUACAAAAAACGUCUAUUCGGUGGUGGAAAACAGCUACGAAAAAUGAACACCCUUCGAAGUCGAAAACAUGAGAUGUACAUGGAAGAGAUCAACAAGGUUGCAUUAUCUGCGAACGAUGACAAGCGAAUCAUUCAACCAGAUGGGGUGAACACACAUGCGAUAGGACGAUACUAUAAACCAUCAUCCUAA